Laetiporus sulphureus 93-53 is the source of this 390-nucleotide messenger RNA. RefSeq lists its product as uncharacterized. The record is from RefSeq and is a predicted model, not a curated record. Bases 1 to 390 code for a protein of 129 amino acids. Lineage: Eukaryota; Fungi; Basidiomycota; Agaricomycetes; Polyporales; Laetiporaceae. The transcript is spliced from 2 exons.
AUGUCUGAAGAGACUGUCACCGUAAAAGUCUCAAAUGAUGAGGUUGAGAAGGCGUACGAGUCAAUCCUGCCUCUCAAUGCCAAAACCUCUCUAGUCGAAUAUUGGUGGAAGAAAUGGGAUGGCGAACUGGAAGGCUCUACUGAGAAGUGCUUCAUGCGGAGAAACACUGUCUACAGUAAAGUCAACAAAAUCGACGAGUGCGACAAUAUUAACUCGAUGGAUGCAGUACUCAGAAAGGACAACCCUCAUCAGUUUCAAUGGGUUCAAACCAUUAAAAAGGGGGAGAAGUUACCACCAUCAUGGGAACUGUUAGAUGAGAGUGACUUUUACGAUAAGAGGAACAAUGGUAAACAUUCUGCCAGAUUAGUUCUGAUUCAACACACUAAAUAA